AACGCAACUCAUCUUUCAGCUGAUUGUCAAAAUUGAAUAUUGUCAAAACAUACGAGAGUGGAAGUGCAACAAAUAAUAAGAUAAAUAAAUUAUGAUUUUACGACUAGUAUUGUAAUUGGAAGGCACAAUAUACGUUUUACAACAACUGUCGUAACAUGUCAAUUCAUUGGAGUGCAGAGAUAUUAAAAUGGGAGUACCGGGACUUACAGGCUACGGCUAUGUCCGUAGAUUAUUCCGGCAACAACGUGCUUUUGGCAGGUCGAAGGUGGCUCGCUAUCAAACAAAUCACUCAGGAUGAAGAUUCGGGGGAUAUAGUGAAAAAGUAUCCUCGCCACAGCAAGUAUGAUGCGGCAGGCGCCGAGUGGUGCCAGUCGUACCAUGGACAGAAACUAUGCGCAAUUGCAAGUAACCAAAGAGUAGAUGUGUAUGAAUGGCGAGGGGGUAAUGACUUGACUUGCAUAGGUUCUCUCAGAGGGCAUACUAGAGUAGUAAGUGAUACACACUUCCACCGACAAGAUCACAACUUGAUAGCAACAUGUUCUAUAGACACAUUUACUCACCUAUGGGAUCUUAGAGAUUCAAGAAAACCUGUUGUUUCACUUUGUGCUGUUGCUGGGGCUUCACAAGUUCAAUGGAAUAAAGUAGCCACUCACAUUGUGGCCACAGCCCAUGAUGGUGACAUAAAAAUUUGGGAUUAUCGCAAACACUCUGCACCCAUUCACUAUAUUUCUGCUCAUUUGUGCAAAAUACAUGGAGUGGACUGGAGCCCUCACCAUGAAUACCAACUAGUAACAUCAAGCCAUGAUGGGAGCAUCAAAUACUUUGAUAUUAAUAAUGCAAGAAGACCUGAGAAUGUUAUAAUGACGAAUUUCCCAGUGUGGCGUGCUAUAUACACACCCUUUGGAAGUGGUCUGCUGACGAUAGGAGUUGGCUGGGGAGGGAUGCCGAGGGUAGAGCAGGCAGGAGUCAUAGGCAUCUGGGUAGGGGGAACACUCACACAUAGACUUGUGGGCCACACUGACACAGUCCAGACAAUGGUCUGGAGACCAAACACAUCACCAUCUAAUUACCAGCUUGUGACAUGGGCCAGGGAUCAGUCCCUCAGAGUUUGGACUAUGCAUCCAUCAUUGCUGAAAAUGUGCAAUCACUACCUGCCUGAUGAUGGUGAAAAUGAUGAGGACAAUAACAGUGACAAUGUCAGCUAUGCAUCAACAGCAGGAUCUACAAAUGAUGUAUCUGGAGCUGGUGAUAACAAGGGGCAGGAUAUUUCAUUGAACAAAAUUCCUCACAAGACAAACACAUCAAUUGACGAAGAGUUUGAGUCUAUUCGUGAGAUGGCGAACAUCGAGGUGACAGACAUGAACAUAGAAACUCGGACCUGCCAAAUACAUUCAGAGCGCAACGGCUACGUCGCGAAUCUUCAAGUUACAUUCCCCAGAAAUGUCACAGAACAAACCAUACCCAAAUUCUCUUGGCUAUCCGGUACGAAUGUUGAUAGCCCCACUACAAUACGAAUAUUACAGUCUAUCAACAGAACGGCGUACCGGAAGAAAAAGGAGGGACACAGAUGUUUAUUACAUUGCUUAAAAACUCUAGCGACAUCUAUUGACGAGAUACCAGUUAAAUCUAGUGACGAUAACGAUUCAAUGAAAUCUAGUCAAAGAAGUCAAUCGGAGAGUGAAAAUGCAGGUGAUUCCUGUAUACCUUUCCCUCGGACUUGUGGUGCGAAGUGGUGUGGAGUUAGUACGCUAGUUGUGUUCAAUAGGCCGGCUAACGCUCGACGGCUGUCCCUCAAGCACGAGACGGGAACUCCAAGGUCUAUGUCAUCACUGUCUUUAACUCCAGCACUGUUUGGCACGACUGGGUACAGCUCAGUGUCGCCACACGCAACAACGACGCCGUCUCCGACGAACGCGUCUGGCUUCCCACAGUUACAUCACCGCCAUGCAUCGAAUUCUAUAACAACAUUCUACUUUCAAGAUAGAUGGAAGGCGCAAGGUCGUCGAGCCGGCAGCAUGCGCAGUCGAGGCAGUAUAUCGGGCUGCGUGGCGCCGCGCGUCGUCAUGUACGCUGCGACUAAUCUCUUCCCCCUUAACCGGAACCUCGCUGAAAAAUACGUCAUCAAUGCUGACAACCCUGUUGAUAUGUGCGAGAAGAACGCAAAGGCAGCUACAGAGGAAGGCGAGACAGAACUGGCUCACGCAUGGAACCUGGCUGAGCUGGCGGCGCGCUCUCUGCACGCGCGUGGCUCUGACCACUUCGCGUCCAGCGAGGAGAGCAUGGGUUGGGUGGGACACCCGCUCUGCUGUAACUUAGUGCAGUCGUUAAUAACUCACUAUGCGAAGGCAUCAAACCUACAGAUGGCGGCUAUGUUGGCGUGUGCAUUUUCAGUGUUCAAUGACACGAGUAAUUCUAGUUCGCAGUCCACGAUCAGCACCUCUAGUUAUGGUAAUGGUACCUCGCCGUACAGCACAGUGAACCAGUAUAGUGAGAUAAGCGCGGACGGGUGGACGCUGCCAAUCGUGCUCCGCAGCAACUCUUGCUCAGAGGCUGAGAACUUCUACACGGACUCCACCGUCUCCAAGUCUGAACAGACAUCUUCAUGUGUACUCGACGAAGCCACUGUACAUCUGUAUCAUUGCUUCAAACGGGUUUAUGCAGAUAUUUUGCAUCGAUGGCAGCUGAUAUAUAAAAAGACUGAGGUGCUGAAGCAGGUGCGCGGCGGGGCGUGGUGCGGCGGCGGCGCGGGCCCCGUGCUGGCGGCGGAGUGCGCGCGCUGCGGCGGCGCGGCGCGCGGCGCGGCGUGCGGCGCCUGCGGCCGCGCCGCGCUGCGCUGCGCCGUGUGCCGCCGCCCCGUGCGCGGCCUGGCCGCCGCCUGCCACUACUGCGCGCACGCCGGACACGCGCUGCACAUGCUGCACUGGUUCUCGCAGCAUGACACCUGCCCCACCGGCUGCGGCUGCAAGUGCGUCAUGGAGGGUAAUACCGUGUGGAAAGGAGUCAAGUAUGUGUAACUAUGUUUGUAUCAAAUUACCUAUUGUGGUUGAUCGAAUGCACGGGAAGGCAGUUAUACGUUGCUGUGUAUGGAUAAGAAAAAUUGAGAAAACAGUUCUGCCUUACGUCAGUUAUUAAUUUUUGACAUUCUGAUGUUACAAUAUCUACUCAAUAUCAUCAUCGGGAAAUCGACUUUCCUAUGCUAUCGUGAGAUGCUGUUAAUAUUUUAGUAAAAAAAAUACUUAUGUAAAUAAAGUUCUUAACUAUCGGGUAAAGUAGCACAGUAAAUGUAUCCAUAGUUGAUAAGAGAAUUUAGAUUAAAGCUAUAUGUAAAUUUGCUAUAUUGAAGUAUGUUUGUGACACAAUAAUAUAAAUUAUAACCGCUUCUAUUUAAGUAUAAAGACUGGUGAUUUUCUAAUUUAAUAAAUAAGUGCACAUGUUUUA
Messenger RNA from Trichoplusia ni (cabbage looper), 3438 nucleotides. It is a transcript of the gene Wdr59, whose product is annotated as GATOR complex protein WDR59. Gene Ontology annotation, molecular function: protein binding. NCBI's taxonomy places the organism in Eukaryota, Metazoa, Arthropoda, Insecta, Lepidoptera, Noctuidae. Bases 156 to 3014 code for a protein of 952 amino acids. The transcript is spliced from 12 exons. The record is from RefSeq and is a predicted model, not a curated record.